This is a messenger RNA of Hemibagrus wyckioides, 977 nucleotides long. RefSeq names its product PRELI domain containing 3 (gene prelid3b). Gene Ontology annotation, molecular function: phosphatidic acid transfer activity. Bases 89 to 670 code for a protein of 193 amino acids. Gene Ontology annotation, cellular component: mitochondrial intermembrane space. Lineage: Eukaryota; Metazoa; Chordata; Actinopteri; Siluriformes; Bagridae. The transcript is spliced from 6 exons. Gene Ontology annotation, biological process: phospholipid transport. The record is from RefSeq and is a predicted model, not a curated record.
CGAUACACCUUACCAGUGGCUGCAUCAAAGCGAAGAAAAGGAGGAAAGUAUUUGCCGGUCAAGUCUUCAAAGGCGAACACGAGACACGAUGAAGAUCUGGACGUCAGAACAUAUUUUCAACCACCCAUGGGAGACUGUGACCAAAGCAGCUAUGCAGAAGUACCCCAACCCAAUGAACCCUAGUGUGUUUGGAGUAGAUGUGUUGGACCGAAGAGUGGACCAGCAAGGGCGGCUUCACAGCAAACGCUUACUCAGCACAGAAUGGGGCCUUCCAUCUAUAGUCAAUUCAAUCAUUGGUAAUGCACGUGCAUGUACAUAUGUUCAAGAGCAUUCGCUUGUGGACCCCAAAGAGAAGACUUUGGAACUUAAGUCUUCAAAUAUAACAUUUACCAACAUGGUGUCUGUAGAUGAAAGGCUUGUCUACAAACCACAUCCAGAUGACCCAUUAAAGACUGUGCUGACCCAGGAGGCCAUCAUCUCUGUAAAAGGAGUCAGUUUGAGCAGCUACCUAGAGGGACUUAUGGCAAACACUAUCUCAACUAAUGCAGGAAAGGGCCGUGAAGCAAUGGAGUGGGUUAUCAGGCGUCUGAAUGCAGAGAUCGAGGAGCUAACCAUUACAGCAAGAGGCACGAUGCGGACACCCAUGGCUGCAGCAGUUAUAGAAAAAUGAACCUUUCAUGUGUUUGCAUUCUGUAACCUUUUUCUUUUGCGGACCACUUCAGUACAUCUUUUCUUAUUCUAUUGUAUAUCCUAUGCUGUGUUUUGCGUUUAUGGAGUUCUCCCCAGCUCCCUUGUGCAAUUGACUCUAUAUUAGAGCCUAGAGGGACACAAAUAGAAAGCAAAUCUAUGCUUUUUUUUAAUACUGAAAACAGUAUGUUAAUGCUGGAGAACAAGCAAAAUGUGGUUUUGUGUUGCAUAUUUAACAGGUGAUUACACACCUUUUAUUCUUACUCUGAGGUUGAAGUUAAGUGUGAUCA